This is a messenger RNA of Capsaspora owczarzaki ATCC 30864, 1527 nucleotides long. RefSeq lists its product as hypothetical. The transcript is spliced from 3 exons. Gene Ontology annotation, biological process: prostaglandin metabolic process. Gene Ontology annotation, molecular function: 15-oxoprostaglandin 13-reductase [NAD(P)+] activity. Lineage: Eukaryota; Filasterea; Ministeriida; Capsasporidae. The coding region runs from base 451 to 1476 and encodes 341 amino acids. The record is from RefSeq and is a predicted model, not a curated record.
UUUUUUUUUUUUGUUUCUUCUUUCGCAAUCUUAAUUCUCGACCAUGGACGACGCCAGCAGCCAGUCGCUGGACGACAGCCAGGGUGGCCAUGCUGCUGGGAUUGUGCACGAGCUGGUCGUCCGCAAGCGGGUCCGUGAUCUCGCAGACGAGGCGAACGAGGCCAGCACAACAACGACCAGUGGAGCAAGCGCAGACCCGCACGCGCUGAUGCAGGAGCUGAUCGCCCCGCGUAAGCUGCCACGCACGUUCGUUGGACCUGCAGAUGUCGACGCUGCGUCGCGAUGGCGCGCUGAGGUUGCCAUCCGCGCUGCUGAAGCCCAGGCGCGCGCAGUUGAAGAGCAGCAAGCGAGUAUUCCAAGCCAGUCCCAGCAUCUUGUCUUCUACAACCAAAGCGCCCAGAAAACUCAAAGAAAGCAUCAGCAAGCAACUUUGCUGUCGUUCUCGUCGACAUGCCAAAGCUUGUUCAGACAAAGGGCCUUGGGCUGGAUCCUUCCAUGCGCUCGCAAUUACACCCAGCAACGUCCUUGAGCGGCGCCGCACCAUUCACCAUCGGCAAUGUGUGCUCCGGACCUGGCUAUGGCGUCGUGCUGGCGUCCAACAACCCCCACUUUUUGAAGCACGACUGGGUGUCGUCCGCAUCCUGGCCGUGGCAAACGGUGGCUGCCUUCCGCUCGACUUCCAGCUUGGCACCCGUCGAUCCGAUGAACGGCGUGGCCCUCGCUGAAAUCCCGCUCCUUACCGCCUAUCUUGCCGUGAAACAGCUGGGGACGUUGGAACCCGGAAGCACCGUGGCAGUGACAGACGCACACGGUCCUCUGGCCACUCUGAUUUGCCAGUUUGCACGUUUGCUCCUCCGCGCUCGUAUUAUCGUGCUGACCAACUCGGACGCCAAGUGCCGCGUCUUUCGGGAAGAUUCGGAUGUCGCCGGUGUCGUCAACUGCGCCUAUUACUUGGAUUCGACCACGGGUUCUAAUGCUCACCCUGUUAGCCAAAACUCUUCUUCGGCAUCAUCGUCCCCUGAUGCCCUCGGCGCUUUGACCACGGCGGUGCAUCUCCACUGUCCAUCUGAGAUUCAUGCGCUGAUUGAUACCGUGGGCGGACCAGUGCUUCUCGCUGCCGCUCGGCUGAUCAAAGCGGGCGGCAAGAUUGUCACCUGCGAGCAACCUCACGGCCUGCUUGACGAUCGUGCACGAAGCUGCAGCAACAGUCUUGUCAACUCGAGCAAACCACCACCUCUUCCACUGCUGGUUCUCAAGCGUCUCAGUGCCCGUCGUAUCACCCGUCACCACCUUCUACUUGCAAACCAUGUCGCCGAGUUGCCAACGUUGCUCCAGACCAUCCAGCAACUCGUGGCGACCGAUCAACUGCACUUGCGCAAGACCAUCUUCGACGGGAUUGACAGCAUUCCGGCCGCCUUUGAGACAAUGUUGGAUACACGGCCAUCGUCGUGUGGGAUUUUGCAGGUGCGGAUAUAACAAUGUUCAUAUCAUCUUCAUUCAAAGUUAUAAACCAAACCAAACAGGACA